Molecule: messenger RNA, 2015 nt
Organism: Marchantia polymorpha subsp. ruderalis
Lineage: Eukaryota; Viridiplantae; Streptophyta; Marchantiopsida; Marchantiales; Marchantiaceae
Source: the annotation of a GenBank genome assembly
AAUAUUCAGUUCGAAUGUGCAUUUCAAGAUCAGAAUGCUCGUUCGAGAAGAGGACUUUUCUCGCCCCGUAAAAAAUCGACAACAAUUUCCAACAGGAACUUCUAAAUAUAUCCGUCGCGUCAAAUCUACCUAAAUCCAAUGAAGCGAGUCAGCUCGUACGCGCCCUGUGGCGGAUGAGCUGACUGGAUUGUAGCGGUCACCUGCUUUCGAAAUCCAUCGCUCACGGCCUCGCUCAUGGCGCCAUAUAAGUGCACGAGAAGGACCGAUUCCGAAAAGUUCACUUAUCGAAAUAAACUCUCGAUUUGGUCUGGAAUUCUGUGUUGCUGAGGUUCUAAAAGCCGAUCGAUCUACGCUGUUGACGAAGAAUCAAGUAUUCAUCUGUCGGUAACAGGCUCACAGACUGCAGUCCUGAUGGCGUGUAAGAGCCGCGAGGAGGAAGAAAUGGCGGAAGUGGAGAUCUGGAGUCAGCUUGACGUAGAUGGUAGACUCUUGGGAAUGAUCCUGGCUCGCCUGCCCGUGCCAAAGUUGCUCCAGUUCAGGACAGUUUGCAAAGACUGGAAAUGUCUCAUUGAUUCUUCGUAUUUUUCUGAGAUUAGACGCCAGGUUCCGAGUUGCGUGAAGAUAAAUUUUCUGGUCUUGGAACUUCGUUAUCCUCAUGGUUAUUUCAACCAAUUUGACCGGCUCCCCCUUUGUCCUCAAUACUGUGCAGUCAAUAUAAACUGUACAAACUUGCGCAUGUAUGACCCUGUUCUCGAUACUUGGUACAGAGGUCCGUCUUCAUUUCUCACACCCACAAGGCAUAAACUCUAUUUACAAUCACAUCAUAAGGAUUGUCAACUGUUGUACGUCGUAUUAGAAAAUGGACGAGAAGGAUCCGGUCUCUUGGUGUGCAGACCAACCUCAGGCUCUAUAUCAGAGAGAUCUUUGAACUCUGAUCGCUUGAUUGCUAUGCCAAGAUUAUCAGGGCUACUGUCAUUAGUGGUCUACGAGGAAACUUCCAGCUUCAGGUUGAUCUCUGUAGCGUUACAUUGCAGUGAGAUUGCAUGCCCUUGCAAGGAAACCCUGUACUUUCACACCGAAAUCCUUGAUUCUGAAUCCAACGAGUGGAAAGCAGGACCUUGUAUCAAUACAAACUUGAAGGUAAAACCUGCUGAACAGCUUAUCGCGAUCCCCACUGUAAUUGGCCACUGCGUUUACUACUUUCUGGGUUGCCGCCGCCUUGAAGAACGGAUUUACAGUCCUGAUUCACCUGCAGAAAUUGAGGACCUCGAUUGUUCUGCCGUGUGGAAUGAGUUUCACAUCUCAUUUGACUGGAAGAAGAGUUCUUGGACUAAAGUUGCGGGUAAUCUGCCUCAUGGAUUGUCAACUCAUUUCGGCGUCAUCACUUUCGAACGAAAUGGAUCAAUCGUACUUGCGGACCUUACCCGCACUGAUGAUUCUGCCUGGAAAGAGUCUCUAGGAUUGAAACUUAGACUCAAUUCCUGGAAUCCUUCAGUCAACCCUGACUCUGUCACUUGGACAGAGAUUCCAGUGUCUGUGCUUCCCAAAGACGAAGACUUUCAAGAGCUCUUUUCUGAUCAGAGACGAAUCAGUUAUGUAGGUUGUUGGAGUGGACACGAAGACCAUCUCAUUUUCUUCUCUGGGUUUUUGUGGUCUCAUCGGGCUUUGGUGUACAAUAUAACAAGUAAGGAGUGGACACUUUCAGAGUUUGGCCCCAAAACCUCAACCUCAAUAGAACGGUUCCUGCCAUUGCCGGUAGAAAUAAGAUAAUAGAAAUCUCAUCUUCCGUGUUCACGUAAAAGUUGUUCAUAUCCUCACUGUACAGCCGUGGAGUAGUCUCUAAACAGAAUUGUGAAACAGAAUCAGAGGUAGAUGCAAGAGGCUCCAGUCCUCCACGUAGAUUCACACUAGAUUGUGAAUUUCUAAGGAACUACUAUUGACUACUAAAUUCGAAAUCUGGAGGUGUGAUUGGUACAUUCACAUGCCAAUCUAUUGCAUGAUCAACUAUUGCAGCC